Anolis sagrei ordinatus is the source of this 2758-nucleotide messenger RNA. RefSeq names its product tetratricopeptide repeat domain 27 (gene TTC27). NCBI's taxonomy places the organism in Eukaryota, Metazoa, Chordata, Lepidosauria, Squamata, Anolidae. Gene Ontology annotation, molecular function: protein binding. The record is from RefSeq and is a predicted model, not a curated record.
CCUUCCCAGGCUGAUUCCCAGCGGCAGAACCUGGGUGUGGACGUAUCCCGUCCCUUGAAGGAAGGGAGGAAGGGAGGCGAUGCGGGCCCUGGAGCGGGUGCUGCUGAGGGGCUUCCCUACCGCCGCGGAGUCGCCCAGGUGGAAGCAGAACGAGGCGGCCUCGGCGGCAGAAAGUGGGUCCUUGCUGCAGUUGCUGCUUGAAGGAAACUAUGAGUCCAUUUUACUAAGUAAAGCUGUCCAGAAUAUCUUCUCCGCACCAGCAGGAAAUGAAGAACCUAUUGACAGCUAUUUCAAAAAGCAGAUUCAACUUUAUCUAGAUUGUACUUCUGCGGAUGUUGAUACUAUAGAAAGACAAAGUGUGGUGUUUCUACUCGGUGUGGCCAGCUUGCAGUUGUUUGUUCAGAGCAAUUGGACUGGGCCUCCUGUUGACCUCCAACCCAAAGACUUCCUACCAUCUGAAUUGGGAUUGCAAUACAAUGAGGCCAGUGCAUUGUCUGCAGCUGUCCUGAACAUGUUGGUUCUAGAUGGCGAAUCAAUCUACAGCCUGACCUCCCAUUCUGUUCUGUUGAUGCUUGCCAGAGCCGUGCUUGUGAAUUCAAGGCAUAAGCUAGAAACUAUUCAGACAUUGCCCUGGUGGACUUUGCGGUGUGUGACUAUCCAUCAGCAAUUGUUAGAAGAAAGAUCGCCCGAACUUUUUGCAGUUGCCCAGACCUGCAUACAACAAGUGCUUGAAAUCGAGCCUUUGUUCACUGAUGAUGAAUGUUGGCAUCUUGCUGUUCAAUUCCAUCUAGAGUGUGCUUACACAUUUUUGAAUUAUUAUGAGUAUAAAAAAGCCAAAGAACACUUUCUUGCAGCUAAAAACAUAACCAAGUUACAGAUUGAUUUGACAGGUGCUCUGGGCAAAAGGACACGAUUUCAAGAAAAAUAUGUAGCACAACUCAUAUUAGAUGUUCAAAGGACAGACAACGUACUUCUUCCUCACCGUGAACUUAGUCCAGCACCUACCCCACAAGAAGAUUUAACUAAGAAUUAUGCUAUAGAUGACGACACCGUGCUAAAUGAAAUAAAGUUUGCAGAAUCUCAUCAGAACCAGAUGCCUGACCUGUGCGCUGAAGAGCUUGCUGUUAUCCUUGGAAUUUGCAUAGAUUUUCAGAAGAAUAACCCAGUCCAUAAGCUUACAGAAGAGGAGCUGCUUGCUUUUACAUCAUAUCUGCUGUCACAACCAAAGUUUUGGGCCAUUCAGACUUCUGCUCUCCUUCUCCGAACAAAGCUUGAAAGAGGAAGUGUCCGUCGGAUGGAACGUGCAAUGAAACAAACUCAGGCUCUUGCAGACCAGUUUGAAGACAAGAAAACAUCCAUUUGUGAGCGCAUGAAACUUUUCUACAGCUGCCAAGUUCCUCCCCACUGGGCUAUACAGCGUCAGCUUGCAGGCUUACUUUUUGACCUCGGAUGUACCAGUUCGGCUCUACAGAUCUUUGAGAAACUUGAAAUGUGGGAAGAUGUAGUUAUCUGCUAUGAGAGAUCAGGACAGCAUGGGAAGGCAGAAGAAAUUUUGAGGCAAGAGCUCGAGAAAAAAGAAACACCAGGAUUGUAUUGUUUGCUUGGGGAUGUCCUUAAGGACCACUUUUACUAUGACAAAGCCUGGGAACUGUCCAAUCACCGCAGUGCAAGGGCCCAGCGCUCCAAAGGCCUUCUUCAUCUUCGCAACAGGAAAUUUAAGGACUGUGUAGAAUGCUUUGAACGCUCAGUGAGCAUUAACCCUAUGCAGCUGGGUGUGUGGUUUUCCCUGGGCUGUGCCUACCUAUCUUUGGAAGAUUAUGAAGGUGCUGCUAGAGCAUUUCAGCGUUGCGUGAUAUUGGAACCUGAUAAUGCUGAAGCUUGGAACAAUCUAUCAACUGCGUAUAUCAGAUUAAAACAGAAAAUCAAAGCCUUCCGGACUCUUCAGGAAGCUCUCAAGUGUAAUUAUGAGCACUGGCAGAUUUGGGAAAAUUACAUUCUUACCAGUACAGACGUUGGAGAAUUUUCAGAAGCCAUUAAAGCUUAUCACAGGCUUAUGGAUUUGCAAGAAAAGUAUAGAGAUGUCCAGGUACUUAAAAUAUUGGUAAAGGCAGUGAUGGAGGGAUUGGCUGAUCGUAAUGGAGAAAUAGCAAGUGGGUUAAAGGAAAAGCUCCAGUCCUUGUUUGGCAGAGUGACCUCUAGAGUGACAAAUGAUGGGGAAAUUUGGAGGCUGUAUGCAAGGCUUUAUGACAACGGGCAGAACGAUAGCCAUGAAGAUAUAGAAAAGGCGCUUCAAUAUCUGACCAAAGCACACAAAUGUGAAGUUCAAUCAAGGGAUUGGGACAAAGAUACUUCCUCUUUUAAGGCCGUAGCAAAAGGUGCUCUAGAGCUUGCGCAUGUGGCAAUGAAGUGCAGCAAAAACAAGACUAAUUACCAAGAAGCAGUGCAGAUACUCUCUACAGCUCGACUCAACUUGCGGGGUUUGGUAGCCAAAGCAAAGCAGCUGUUUACAGAUCCAGCGAGUGGUGAAGUUUCCAGUGACUUAGCCGAAGACGUGACAGCCAUGGAGACCUUGAUAAUGGAACUGCAAGAACUUAGCAACCAGCUAAGGAAUCAGACCUGAGAAAUAGAAGACACACUCUCCUGGAAGGGAAGGGAAGGGCCAGCCUUGCACAGAUCGUUAGCUGUGCUUUGUGCUAAUGAGCUUGCAGUAAAUCAAAACACCCUAAGGUCCAAUCCUAAUAAAUAUUUUUCUACACAA